This is a messenger RNA of Ornithodoros turicata, 4328 nucleotides long. RefSeq names its product neuralized-like protein 4 (gene Neurl4). The transcript is spliced from 26 exons. Gene Ontology annotation, molecular function: ubiquitin protein ligase activity. NCBI's taxonomy places the organism in Eukaryota, Metazoa, Arthropoda, Arachnida, Ixodida, Argasidae. The coding region runs from base 66 to 4262 and encodes 1398 amino acids. The record is from RefSeq and is a predicted model, not a curated record.
CCAUCGGUUAUGUGGCGACCCUGAGCGGCGUCUGACGGCGUCUGGGAGAUGCUGGCCAAAACAUUAUGGCCCCGUAUGCAUUUCAUCAACGAAGAGGAUAUUUAGUUACUAUUAGUAAUGAAAACCGAACUGCACAUAGAAUACAUCCUCACCAAGAGUUUAACAAUGGAAUUGUUAUGAGCGCUGAGCCCUUGUGUGAUAAUCAGCUGUUUGAAGUGAGAAUUGACAAAAAGAUUUCGACAUGGAGUGGCUCAAUCGAAAUUGGAGUGACAACCCUCGACCCAAGUACUCUGACGUUUCCUUCGAGUGCGACAAACCUGAGGGACAGUUCGUGGGUGAUGUCCGGUAUCGGGGUUCUUCAGGACGGCAAACCCCUGGUCGAAGAAUAUGGUGUUGACCUCGACCAACUUGGUGAAGGGGAUAAAGUGGGUGUUAUGAGGACAUCGUCUGGGGAUUUAGUUUUUUUCGUGAACGGUCAUAGCCAAGGGGUGGCUGCCACCAGGAUUCCUCCGCAGAUAUAUGUUGUUGUGGACUUGUACGGAAAAUGUGCGCAGGUAACAAUUGUGGACAGUUCUGAAUCAAGACUAAUAACCGACAACAUCAGCAACGGUAACGUUGGUGCGGAACGAGCUUCAACCAACUCCGCGGUGGACGAUAGCCCUCUCAGGUUUCACGCACGUUGCGGGCAACUGGUCUGCCUCACAAACAAUAACCGCACAGCCGAGAGGAAACGGCCCUCGGAAGAAUUCAAUAAUGGAGUCGUCAUGACGCACAGGCCUCUUAGGCAAAAUGAAUGGUUUGAGAUUCGAAUUGAUGAACUAAUGAAUAAAUGGUCCGGCUCUAUUGAGCUUGGUGUGACAACGCAUAACCCGGAUGUACUCGACUUUCCACCUACCAUGACAAAUAUGCGAUCAGGGACCAUAAUGAUGAGCGGCUCCGGCAUCCUCACGAAUGGGAAAGGUAGCCGGCGGGAGUACGGAGACUACAAUCUCGACGAACUUCACGAAGGGGACACGAUAGGUGUAGUAUGCAGGUCAAAUGGCAAUCUGCAUUAUUACAUCAACGGAGUAGACCAAGGCAUUGCGUCGUCAGCUCUGCCGGAUGUCGUGUUUGGAGUAGUCGACCUUUAUGGUAUGACAGUCAAGGUAACCUUGGUCGAUCACAACGAAACCCCCGACACCCAGGUUACCUCGCCGAACGACGAAAGCAAGGCCAUUAAAGAUGAUACUAACGAUAGAGAAACAGGAAGGCUGCUGUUCCAUCCAAAGUGUGGACCCCUGGCUGUGGUGACUAACGGUGGCCUUACCGCUUUAAGGCCAAGUGCUCUGAACGGUUUCAAUGAUGCCGUGGUGCUAACAAACCGUGCCUUGCGUCCAAAUGAGGUAUUCGAGGUUGUCCUCGAGCGACUGGUUUCAAAGUGGUCAGGCUCGCUGGACAUUGGAGUCACCGUUUUUCCUCCACAUUCCCUGGAGUUUCCGACGACCAUAACGAACAUACGGUCGGGCACGUGGGUCAUGACGGGCCGCACGGUCAUGCACAAUGGGACGGAAAUCGUCAAUGACUAUUGCCGCAGUCUCGACUCGUUGGAAAUUGGGGACAGGAUUGGUGUCAUGAAAACAGCCGAAGGUGACUUGCACUUUUAUAUCAAUGGGGUUGACCAGGGAGUGGCAGCACACAGUAUUCCGAGCAAAGUGUACGGCGUACUGGACCUGUACGGUCGUGCGGCACAGGCUUCGAUUGUCGAGUCCACUGCACACGAUACAAACUCUCUUCCGGUAACCCUCGCACCCGUGCCGUCUCCAUCUCUGGCACUCGGUACUGUAACGACCGACCUGAGGUUCAGUGACCUGCAUGGUCGCAACGCAAGAGUGUUGAACAAUGGCCUCACUGCAGUCCGUCCUAAUGCACACGGGGAGUUCAAUUAUGCCAUUGUCGUGAGCAGCCGUCCUCUCGAAGAAAACGAAAUAUUUGAGGUCAUAAUCGACCAGAUGGUGGAUCGUUGGUCAGGGUCCAUCGAGGCUGGAGUGACUGCAAUACCGCUCGAAGAACUGGAAUUUCCUAGCACCAUGACCGACAUCGACCAUGAUACCUGGAUGCUAAGCGGCUCGUCAAUCAUGCGUGACGGCAACACUGUCCGCAAUGGCUACAAGUGCGACUUGGAUCAGCUUAGCGUUGGAAGCCGUAUUGGCAUGAUGCGGGACUCCGAAGGAUGUCUACACUACUUCAUCAACGGAGAGGACCAGGGAAUAGCCUGCAGAAACAUUCCUCAAAGAGUGUACGCCGUAGUUGAUCUGUAUGGCCAAUGUGCUCAAGUCUCCAUAGUGCCACAGUGUCAUGCAUUGCCUACACUUCCACCAGUUAACAAGGUUGCCUCACCCGAAGCCCCACGAGGGAGCAUCACACCUGCCCUCGGAUUAUCCACGAAUCGCCAGUUCAGCGCUCGAUGUGGCAAGCACAUCGUCCUGCGGAAUGGGAACAUGGCUGCGUGCCGAACUGCCGGUUUCAAUAACGCCCUGGUCUUCAGCGCAGCGCCGUUGGAGUUGGAAGAGUUGUUUGAGGUGCAAGUGGAACAAGUGCACAGUGUAUGGGCAGGGACCCUGGUGCUGGGGCUCACUUCGUUUUCCCCAGAGUCUGCCGUUGCCCUUCCACCCUCUUCGCUUCAAAUUCCUUCGAGCGAUACCUGGCUACUGAUAGGGUCUCGAAUACACAGGGGCGGGCUCCUACUGAGGGAUAGCUACGGGCCUUCCUUACACAGGAUAGCCGCUGGAGAAAGAAUUGGAGUGCAGCAUUGCUCCGAUGGGACACUUCACAUUCAUUUGAACGGUGAAGAUCUUGGUCCCGCAGCGUUUAAUCUUCCAAAGGCACUGUACGCGGUCUUGGACUUGUACGGAGCUGUCGAAUCUAUCUCGCUGUGUAGUAGCAGUAUAGUACCAGCCAGGCAUUCAGCUGCAUCAAACUGCUAUGACACCUCAGAGACUGGCAACGGCACUCCAAGCAAGGAGCGCGUCAACCAAGAAUUUCAUGAAAGCCACGGCAGAAAUGUGCAGCUCAGGGGUGGCAACCUUGUCGCCUGCAGAGUGGCUAGCUACAACCAAGGAAUCGUCGUGUCGAGCAAACCACUACCACGUUGUCAGCUCUUUCAGGUCAGGAUAGACAGAUUAAAUCCGAGGUGGACUUCUUCCCUGCAAAUCGGGGUAGUCCGGGAAAGUCCAGAGAAACUUCAGUUCCCUCCGACGGCCCUUGGUCUGCGGAAACUGGGCUGGACCAUUUGUGGAGAUUCUGUGCACCACGGUGGCACAAAGAUCAAGGGCAGUUAUGGCCCGAAUCUCGACAACUUGCAGCCAAGGCACACAGUUGGUGUCCUUGUGGAUCUGGACAAUAAUCUCCAUCUAUUUGUCAAUGGCGUCGAUCAGGGUAUCGCAGCCCAGGACAUUCCCCCAGUUUGUUACGCCUUGGUUGACCUCUACGGCCAAUGUGAACAGGUGACAGUGUUGGAGCACCACAACCAAGAUAGUGGACCAGAUACGGACAGCGGAGAAAAGGCAGAUAUUGACAAUGGUGUUAAAGAAAAACAGGUGAAAAACAUCCACAAUGACCUGCAUGCCAUAAAGAACUGCGAAUACCAAAAUUCAUGCGUAAAUGUCAAGGCAAUGCUUGGAAUACCUGACGGUUAUUUCCUCUCUGAGCCGAACAUGUGCUACUGCGAAACAUGUCACAAGAUUCGUGGCGAUGAGCCUUACAAUAAAGUGGGUGAGCCUCCCAGGGACUAUGCUGUACCCUUUGGGUGGUGUAGAUUUUCCUUGAGGCCCGUUCCAAACUCGGAAAACAGCUUGGCACAGGAGAAAUGGCAUGUGGCGUACCACGGCAUCCCUGUCAGCGCUAUCAGGAAAACGCUCGACCACGGAGAGCUUUUGUCGCCAGAUGAUGUACUGCUCUGCCACGCCGUGAAGCCAACGCCAAAAAGCAGAGCCGAGAACUUAGAGUCAAAGUCAAUCUGCCUGUCUCCUACUCUACGGUAUGCAGGGAACAGUAGCUUCAGUCCAAAACAUGUCUUCACGGAUACACAAACAGGUAGGCAAGUGCAAGUGCGAGCCGCAUUCCAGGUGCUCGUACGGCCCGGCUCGUACACAGUCCACCCGGCCUGCGCUUCGAGCCGAGAUCCCAUAGACGUCCACUUCAGCAACAGCGAGCUCGAAUGGCGGGCCAAGGAACGAGGUGCCACAGUCCUUCGUGCCCUUCUACUUCGAAUCGAGACAUCUUGAUGAUAGGUUGACGGUUCUUUUGCUUCGUUUUUGUAAAUAGAAAGCCUGUGAUCAUUGUUACCUGCA